Molecule: messenger RNA, 2196 nt
Organism: Aspergillus niger
Lineage: Eukaryota; Fungi; Ascomycota; Eurotiomycetes; Eurotiales; Aspergillaceae
Exons: 3
Coding region: 1-2196 (731 amino acids)
Biological process (GO): regulation of DNA-templated transcription; DNA-templated transcription
Molecular function (GO): zinc ion binding; DNA binding; DNA-binding transcription factor activity, RNA polymerase II-specific
Source: RefSeq, a predicted model, not a curated record
AUGGCUGAUCGAGCAACCACCCUCGCGCGCGGAAAUGGCAAGCAGAAGUCGUGCGAAGCCUGUCAGAAGACGAAGGUCAAAUGCGAUUAUAAGACGCCAUCCUGUGGUCGGUGUUCUCGAAGGGGAACUAUGUGCUUGUACAGCCGUACACCUGGGACAAGCAAAUUUCGGAUCACAAAAGGGGAGGCCAGUGCCCCAUAUACUGUCUCGUGGGCUCCUACCCGCUCCAAUAGUUUGUAUUGUGAUUGCGUAGUCACUAAUCCGCGCAGAAGGCCAUGCUCAGAUCCGCCAUUUGCCCCACCCCGAGAAGACAUACCGGCACAGGGCAUCACAAUCCACACAGUGGCCUCAGCAGACACGGGCUUCCUGGGGCCGACCAGCUAUCGGGCCGAAGUGCAACACGCCGCACAUUCGCACAUCAUUGUAAAUACUGCUCAAAGUAUGGGACAUGAGGGAGCGGCGGACGCUCAAGGAACCCUGACGGUCGAACUGGAGCGCCUGGAGCAGGGUCUAAGGAUCAUUGACUAUCUGAAUGCGCACGCCACCUUGAUCCGCAAACUGGUCGACCGGAUGUAUACGCUGGGCCGACUUGUGAUCAUCCCGAAAGUCAUCAUGCGAGGUGUACUAGAUAGCCUAUGGGAGGCACUCAGCGAGGAUCCCGUCCAGAGCGAUGCUUUGAAUUCGAGAAGUGUGGUUCACAUCUUUGAAAACUCAUACAAGCCCAUGCCCUCGGGCAAGCCCAUUGGGGUGGAGCAGUUUUGCUCCUUGAUUACUGGGGUCAAUGUCCGGUGGGAGACUAUUGGGAACGUCCUAGUGAUGGCCUGCUUGUGCUUGUGUCAUAUUGCCGAAUCGGAGGCGACACUGUUGGAUCCGUCAGCUAGCUCCACGCCGGCGCAGAUUCUAUCUCGACUCCGAGAAAUGACGAAUCGGGCGAUAUUUCUCUGCAGUGGACUCCCACUGUGCAAUGAGCUGGUGGUCUGUCUGAAAUAUAACCACAUGUUGCUUAUGUCUCAGCUCUGGGGCAAUACCGAUCAGCGAAUUUAUUAUGCCCUUGGGGAGCUGACGUCUGCUGUAUAUGCCACGGGCAUGCACCAGCACAGGGGGUCUGGUGACAAAUAUCCCAAAUUUCUCAGUGCAUGGCGCCAGAGAUGUUUCGCUAUUGUUUAUUCGAUGGACAAAAUCUUUGCCACCUUCUUCGGGAGACCACCAUUCCUCAAUCGCCACUACUGCAAUAUAGAGCCAGUCGUUGAGCUACGCGGCGUGAUAGAAGAUCCAAGCCACCCAACACUGGAGAGGCUCGACGAGGUCUAUUGUAAUGAAAAGAGCGGGAACGAUCAACCGGAGCCGCCAGGCUACCUCCGUGUUCGUUACCUCCUGUCCAUUGUUCGUGAGGAGAUUCUCGAACUUCACCUCGGAACAGCGACUCACGACGUUUCUGUAAAAUCAGAACAGUUAAUCCGCAAGCUCCAGUCCCUCUGGGAGUCCUGCUCCCCUCGGUUACAAUAUUCCCCGCAGCUAUGGACAAUACCCAUGCCACGUCAAACCAUCUGGUUCAUCUUUGCUCUCUACUUGGAACAUCGCUACUCGUUGUUUUUAAUUCAACGGCUCCGGGCCCAAAAGUGUCCCUCCGAGUCCCCCGCUCCGUUGCUGUCUGUAGCCAAAGAUAUCCUGUCAACCAUUCUGGUGCUUAACAAGGAACGCGAGCGCUUGCGAGAGAUCCGUAGUGACUUGGGCAGUGUGGUGGGUUCAAAUCACAAUUCUUCGCGGCAAAACAUGCUGAUAGGCCGCUGCCAGCUUCUUCCCUUUGGACUCCCCACCGCAGAAGUACUAUUGCAAGAUCUCCUUCAUACUCCCGUGGAAUUUCCGAGCAUACCGUGUGGACGACCUUCCCGGUCGGAUACCAUCCGCGACCUCAUUCUGUUCGUCUCGUGUCUCGAAUGGGCUGUUAAGCCGGAGUCGGGUCAUUUCGAAUUCGCGCAAACCAUCCAAGAGAGGUUCACCCGACUGCUCGAUGCGAUCCUUGACCCGCAUCGUAGUAGACCAGUUCAGGUACCUGGUGGCGCUACAGGUGCGGACUGGCCUCCUGAAGACAGCGGAUACCUUAACUCAGAGGUCGAUGUUAACCACUUCGUCGAUUGGGAUUUUACUAGUACCCAGGGUGUCGGUUUUGAUUUGUUGAGCGGGUCGAUAAUCUGA